This is a messenger RNA of Austrofundulus limnaeus, 949 nucleotides long. RefSeq names its product tetraspanin 37 (gene tspan37). The transcript has 6 exons. The coding region runs from base 198 to 800 and encodes 200 amino acids. Gene Ontology annotation, cellular component: plasma membrane. NCBI's taxonomy places the organism in Eukaryota, Metazoa, Chordata, Actinopteri, Cyprinodontiformes, Rivulidae. The record is from RefSeq and is a predicted model, not a curated record.
UCCAACCUUCACCUCAGUUAUGUAGAGUACUUGGAGUCGAUCAGCAGCUCCUCCACAGUGAAAACAAGCCUUAUGAUGAUWACAAUACAGCAUUUCCUUUUUUAUCUUUAAUUUCCCAGGUGGUGGGGYUGGCUGUGGCCCUGACUGGACUCAACUUUCUGUUCAAAUACAAAGACUACAGCCUGCUUACCUCUCAGAUGUACAUCACCCUUCCAGCUGUCCUCGCAAUCUGCAGUGGUGCCUUUCUGUUUGUCACCGGGUGCCUCGGCUCCUGGAUGCACCUCAAGGACUCCUCCUGUCACCAAGGACUGUUUGUUUACUUUCUAGUUAUGGUGUUUUGUCUGCAAGGCACAGCUUCAUUGUUUGCUUAUAUCCACUAUAAACAGGUGGAUUUAGAGGUAGCUCCUAUCAGUGAAGUGUUUCAGAAAUACACCGGCAGCAGUCAGGAUAUUAACUCUCGAACUGUYGACAUGGCUCAAGAAAAGCUCCUGUGUUGUGGUGUCCAUAACUACACAGACUGGCUGAAAACCUCAUGGUUCAUUCAAACUGGUGGACUUUCAGUUCCUCACAGUUGCUGUGACCCUAUUUUCAGCUCAUGUAACGCCACUGUGAAUCAGCCAUGGCUGCUUUACAAAGAGGGCUGUCAAGUAAAGCUGAAGAUGGCRUUACAGGUCAUGCUGCAUCCUAUUAUCUGGGGCUUCCAGCUGGUUUAUCUCACUGAGGCUGCUGUGCUUCUGGUAAUGAGACGGCUGAUGAACGAACAACCAUUUAAAACACAUCAAGCUCUGCACAAAUACUAAAGCCAUUAACAGAGGAAAACUGUGCAGAAACAGUUCUAACUGAUAUCUCACAUUAUAAAAUGCAAAACUCCUUAUUAAUAAAUACAAUUAUACUAAAAGAAAAAAACAACUUGUACUAUAAAUGGUAUAAUAUUUUGAUAAUUAUUAUA